AUCAAACGCGGAGCAUCGCACGCUUCCUCUGCCGGCGGAAAAGUUGGUGAAUCUCUCUCUUUGGGGCACCUCGCGGCUUGGCGGAAAUUCUGCCGGGCCGGAUCUUCCUCCGCCAUCUCCAAACUUCUGUUCUGCUCUGCCCGGACUCGAGACCGUGCAGUUUCCGCCUCUAAACUCCCCCGCCCAUUUUCCACGGUCAUGGCGACCGUUUCCCCGAUAAUGCGGCAGCUGGGCUGCUUCAGAUCGCUCCUGAAGCCUCAGUCCUUGACGCCGGUCCAGUUCAGUCGACCCAUCUCGACUGCGUAUUCUCCGAAGCCAGAGCCGGCGCCUCUUCCCACCAAGAUCCCCAAGUCCCUGCUUUCGCAAUUACCUCCGCGGAUGCAGCCUAACUUCGGGCGCAAGAAGCUCAGGGCCUAUCCUCCGCCUGCCAGCGCUCGUAAGGCGUGCAAAGACCCCGUGAACGCCGUCGCCGAAGCCCAAUUGGCCAGCCUCGAUCCCACCGGCGAACGCAAAGCCCUCUUCGACUACCGACGGAACCCUCGCAGCGUCAAGCCCGGCGACAUCCUCCGCGUGACGUUCAAGAAUGGCGACCCGUUCGCCGGCGUGUGUCUGAGCAUCCGUCUGCGCGGCAUCGACACGUCGUUCCUGCUGCGUAACGAGCUGACCCGAGUGGGCGUUGAGAUGUGGGUGAAGGUGUUCAGUCCGAACGUGGAGAGCGUGGAGAUUGUGCAGAGAUCCGACAAGCGGAAGAGAAGGGCCAGGUUGUAUUACAUGAGACAGCCUAGACAUGACAUGCGCAGCGUCGAGAACAUCGUGUCCAACUACCUCCGCCAGAAGUCCGCUCUUGCCGGUGGUCGUAACAACCGGAGGCGGUGAUUGGAAGGUGAUGCGCGGUUGGAGUUUUGCAUUUGGCGAUUGUAUUAAUAGCACAUGUAUAUGGAAUUUGACGUGGGAUCGUUUAUCUUUUGUACUCUGGAUAGAAAACAAUAUAGGUCUUUUUACUAUGUCCU
Aspergillus steynii IBT 23096 is the source of this 1010-nucleotide messenger RNA. RefSeq names its product mitochondrial 54S ribosomal protein bL19m. Gene Ontology annotation, cellular component: ribosome; mitochondrial large ribosomal subunit. Lineage: Eukaryota; Fungi; Ascomycota; Eurotiomycetes; Eurotiales; Aspergillaceae. The record is from RefSeq and is a predicted model, not a curated record. The transcript is spliced from 3 exons. Gene Ontology annotation, molecular function: structural constituent of ribosome. Gene Ontology annotation, biological process: translation. The coding region runs from base 199 to 876 and encodes 225 amino acids.